AUCGGGCUUAUGGCCUCAGUUGACCCCUUGGUCGGCGAUAAUGCCUUCAAACGAUGCUUCAAAAAAUUCAAAAGCCGUGUUGAUCCCCCGAACUGUUCCGAAUUACCCACUUUCAGCCAACUGGGGAGCCGUGUCCCGUCCGUUGUUCUGACCCACGGGUCGACUUUCUCCGCCUCAAACACCCUGAAACCCGCCGAAUCCUGGCCCAUUUUUCGUUGUACCCACCUGCCCGGGUUAGUUUUGAUCCGCAAUCCUUUCACCCCUCACGGCCAACUCUUUUGGGGCUUACGCUGUGCCCGUGAUUUCGCCCGUCAUCCGCCUCAACGCACGAAUUUAGAUCGGGAAGUCGAUUCGGAAGCCAAUUUUCAUUGGUUUGAAUCCGCCCAAGAUGAUCCAAGUUUAUGGCGAAAAAUGCGUUGGUCCACUCUUGGAUAUCAUCAUAAUUGGGACACUAAAGUCUACUCCGAUCAGGAUGUAUCGCCUUUUCCGCCUGAUUUGGCCGCUUUAACGGCGGAUUUGGCUCGAACGGCGGGAUUUCCCGACUUUCGAGCCGAAGCGGCCAUCGUCAACUUUUACCCCUUGGACGGCACUUUGGGUGGGCACACGGAUCAUUCCGAAGACAAUCUACAAGCCCCUUUGGUGUCCAUUUCUUUAGGUCAAAGUGCCAUAUUUUUGGUGGGUGGCACCACCAAGGACGUGGAACCCGUGCCAAUAUUACUGCAAUCGGGCGAUGUGGUCAUUAUGAGUGGUGAAGCUCGGCGGGCUUUUCACGGUAUUCCGAGAAUUGUUCGAGUGCCGCAGACGAGCCCGGAUGUAUCUUGGGCACGGCGAUUGGAUCAAGUCACCAAUCCUGAGUUCUCGGAACGGGAUCAGGAUUUUAUGCUCAAAUAUUUGGAUGCUCAUCGAAUCAACAUCAACGUCCGUCAAGUCCAUUGAGAAGUUUCAGAUGUUUCAAUUUUUGAUACACUAUGAAAGUAGAUUUUGAACUAAAAACUGAAAUGAAAAAUUAUUAUCGCUAA
This is a messenger RNA of Tigriopus californicus, 1019 nucleotides long. RefSeq names its product nucleic acid dioxygenase ALKBH1-like (gene AlkB). The coding region runs from base 10 to 936 and encodes 308 amino acids. Gene Ontology annotation, biological process: oxidative RNA demethylation. Gene Ontology annotation, cellular component: cytoplasm; nucleus. The record is from RefSeq and is a predicted model, not a curated record. NCBI's taxonomy places the organism in Eukaryota, Metazoa, Arthropoda, Copepoda, Harpacticoida, Harpacticidae. The transcript is spliced from 3 exons. Gene Ontology annotation, molecular function: oxidative RNA demethylase activity; ferrous iron binding; broad specificity oxidative DNA demethylase activity.